UUCUUUUCAUUUGAUGAAGUGAGAGUGAUCUUUUACUUUGAAAAGUUAAUACUUCCGGAGUGUUCGUGCAGUCGGACGUCGCGUGGUCUCACCUGAGCGUACUGUUGCUUGAGGGGCGCAGAAAGACGCACGACGCAGCACACGUCUUCCCCUAAACUGGAGAGCGACAUUAAAACACCACCACCCACUCCAAUCUGGGCGAAAGGUCAUCAGUCAACAUGGCGGCAGUUGUUCUUCGAAGGCAAACUUUCAAGGCGUCAUUUCUUGUGUCACGCUUCCACACUUCGCCGGCUGUUCUUCAGCAGCCUCCACUUCCCCAGUCGCGCUUCUUCCCGCCACAGGAGACGCCCAUGCUUCCGCCCGACAGCUUCAAAGGCCGCGUGGCGUUCGUCACGGGCGGCGGGACGGGAUUGGGCCGCGCCAUGACGACCGCCCUGUCGCACCUGGGAGCGCAGUGUGUGAUCGCGAGCAGGAAGUUGGACGUGCUGCAGGAAACGGCUAAAGAGAUCAGUAACCAGACAGGAAACAAGGUCCAUGCGCUCCAGCUCGAUGUCAGAGAUCCUCAGGCUGUAAGUCGUUGUGUUGACCAGAUGGAGAGUCUGACAGGCUUACCUGAUGUGAUCAUCAACAACGCGGCGGGGAACUUUGUCUCCCCGUCGGAAAAUCUAUCAGCCAACGCCUGGAAGACCAUCACGGACAUCGUCCUGAAUGGAACCGCCUUCACCACCCUGGAAGUCGGCAAAAGACUCAUCCACACGGGCAAAGGCGCGUCCUUCCUGGCCAUCACCACGAUCUACGCCGAGUCGGGAUCGGGUUUUGUGGUUCCGAGCGCGUCGGCGAAGGCCGGCGUGGAGGCGCUGUACAAGUCUUUGGCAGGAGAGUGGGGACGCUACGGACUCAGGUUCAACAUCAUCCAGCCUGGACCCAUCAAAACCAAGGGGGCCUUCAGCCGUUUGGACCCCACAGGACAAUUUGAAGCUGGAAUGCUGAGUCGGAUCCCGACGGGCCGACUGGGAACAGCCCCCGAGGUUGCAAACCUGGCGACGUACAUGUGCAGCGACUACGCCAGCUGGAUGUCUGGAGCGGUGGUCCGCUUCGAUGGCGGCGAGUACGUGAUGAUGGCGGGAGAAUUCAACGAGCUACGCAAGGUAAGUGUUGCGCUCCGAUGCGUCUUUUUAUCGUAUUUUAACGACGCCGUCAACCAUCAGGUCACGCCUGAUCAAUGGAAGGUGAUGGAAAAGAUGAUCAGAAGCACCAAAGGAUCCUAAAAAGACUCAAAAGGCAACAGUGGACACGCCUACUUGAUGAUGUCAUUGCUUUUUGAAUAGUUGAAUUCAUCAAAAAUUUUACUGUCAUGUACUUUGCUGUGCAGUACUGUUGCUCUAGUACAGGGGUCGGCAACCCAAAAUGUUGAAAGAGCCAUAUUGGACCAAAAAUACAAAAACAAAUCUGUCUGUAGCCGCAACAAAUUAAAAGCCAUAUUACAUACAGCGAGUGUGUCAUGAGAUAUACAUUGAAUUGAGAUGACUUAAAGGAAACUAAAUGAGCUCAAAUAUAGCUACAAAUGAGGCAUAAUGAUGCAAUAUGUACAUAUAGCUAGCCUAAAUAGCAUGUUAGCAUCGAUUAGCUUGCAGUCAUGCAGUGACCCAAUAUGUCUGAUUAGCACUCCACACAAGUCAAUGACAUCAACAAAACUCACCUUUGUGCAUUCACGCACAACGUUAAAAGUUUGGUGGACAAAAUGAGACAGAAAAAGAAGUGGCAUAAAACACGUCCUAGAAAGUUAUACAUGUAAACAAACUAAGGUGAGUUCAAGGACCGACAAAAUUAGUAGGACAAAACGGCGCUCGCCAAAUACUCGAAUCAGUGAAGCAUGUUUAAUACAAACAGUGUGCUUUAUAACAAUUACGGAGGUUUGUGUCAUGUUUGUCCUCAUUCAGAAACCAUAUUAAAACAAAAUUAUUUUUUUUUUCCCCUCAUCUUUUUCCAUUUUUCAUACUAUUUUGAAAAAGCUUCAGAGAGCCACUAGGGCGGCGCUAAAGAGCCGCAUGCGGCUCUAGAGCCGCGGGUUGCCGACCUCUGCUCUAGUACAUGGAAAGGUUUUCCAGAUGUUCUUGCGAUGACACAAAGUACAUUUUCUACGGAUUGAUGUCUGUGAUAUCAAGUGACGUCACUUGUUAUGUCGGGCUGUAUCUUUAAAUCAUAUUUUGUUGCUGAUAUUAAUCGUUGAAUGAGCGUAACUAAUAAAUAUUAAAAUACGGACUGCCUGGAGUUCAGUGGAACCUCGAUUUGCGAACUUAAUGGGUUCUUGAACAUGGUUCGUGAAUACAAAAUUUAGUCUAGUGAAGCAAAUUUCUCAUUCAGAAAAAAUGUAAAUAUGUGAAGGAUUGUACACAAUAUCAAGUGCAAUACAGUACUGUAUGUCAAAAAUAACAUAACCAGGAGGUGAUGGAUCAACUUUCUCCUUAUUAACAAGCUGAACUGGGCUGUAUGCUCUGCCAACGCAGAAGUCCCUUUGGUGCCCUCACAAACAAUCAGAAAUCACAUAAAUCCCUAACUUUAACAACCAUAUUGCUAGAAUAAUAAAGAUUUAAAAAAGUAAAAUCCACCUACAUUGACAUCGGCAGAAGAGCUGCAGAGAAAGCAGCAGACAGAGGGAGAAG
Molecule: messenger RNA, 2663 nt
Organism: Entelurus aequoreus (snake pipefish)
Lineage: Eukaryota; Metazoa; Chordata; Actinopteri; Syngnathiformes; Syngnathidae
Gene: decr1
Product: 2,4-dienoyl CoA reductase 1, mitochondrial
Exons: 10
Coding region: 219-1268 (349 amino acids)
Biological process (GO): fatty acid beta-oxidation
Cellular component (GO): mitochondrion
Molecular function (GO): 2,4-dienoyl-CoA reductase (NADPH) activity
Source: RefSeq, a predicted model, not a curated record